Epithele typhae is the source of this 618-nucleotide messenger RNA. RefSeq names its product Phox-like protein. Bases 1 to 618 code for a protein of 205 amino acids. The transcript has 4 exons. Gene Ontology annotation, molecular function: phosphatidylinositol-3-phosphate binding. NCBI's taxonomy places the organism in Eukaryota, Fungi, Basidiomycota, Agaricomycetes, Polyporales, Epitheliaceae. The record is from RefSeq and is a predicted model, not a curated record.
AUGUACUCGAAAACGUCCCACUCCGCCGAGUCGUCCGAGUCCUCAGGAAAGAACAUGCUCGUUCUCAUCCCGGACAGCAUCGACGUCGAAGAGGAGGCCAGGUUCUACGACGACAUCAGCGCAUCGACGACCGGCCAAGACAUCUACCCGUACGGCCAACACUCGCCCACGCACUCGUCCCCGGAGUCCCCGACGUUCGGCGCGCACGAGACCCAGAGCGUGUUCUCGAAGGACAUCUGGCUCGGGGACUCGCGCGGGGAGAGCGCCGCGUUCGCGCGCGACGUCGAGGUCCCCGGGUGGACGAGCGUGGGCGACCGGCGCGGCGGCGCGUACGUCGUGUACGACUGCGUGAUCAAGACGAAGGAGGGCACGGUGAUCCAUGCGCUCAAGCGGUAUAGCGCGUUCGCCCAACUCGCCGCGAGGCUGCGCGCGACGCUCCCGGCCAGCCAGCAGCUCGCGGUCCCCGCCCUGCCGCCCAAGUUCCCUCUCGCCAAGUUCCGGCCGACGUUCCUCGACCAGCGCCGGCGCCUCCUCCAGCACUGGCUCGCCGCCGUCCUGCUCCACCCCGAAGUUGGGGGGUGCCAGGCCGUGCGGGAGUGGGUCGUCGACCGCUCGUGA